Molecule: messenger RNA, 684 nt
Organism: Microsporum canis CBS 113480
Lineage: Eukaryota; Fungi; Ascomycota; Eurotiomycetes; Onygenales; Arthrodermataceae
Product: DJ-1/PfpI family protein
Exons: 2
Coding region: 1-684 (227 amino acids)
Source: RefSeq, a predicted model, not a curated record
AUGGCUGCCGAUUCUCAAGUAGAAAUCAAGCACUAUGCUGUGAUCUUAUUCGAAGGUUUCCAGGCUCUGGAUGUCUUCGGCCCUCUUGAUGCUCUCAAUAUUACCUCUCUCGACAAUGGCAUCAAACUCUCCAUCAUUGGGCCAACGCUGAGCCCUGUGAGCACAAAACCACCUCCGCUUCCAACUGUCAACCUGAAGCCAGGAUGGGGCUUCUCCGAAAGCGUGGUACCUACACACACCUACGCAAAUCCACCUACAGAUAUCGAUGUUCUCAUUGUCCCAGGCGGUCUGGGCACGAGUGACCCUUCCAACAUCGAGCCAGCCGUCCAGCUCACUCGCAAACUAUACCCGGACGUUAAAUAUGCAUUCAGCAUCUGUACGGGCGCAAAAGUGCUCGCCGCAGCAGGCCUGUUGGAUGGGAAGAAGGCAACGACAAACAAGAGAAGAUACGAGGAUACGAUAAGGCCAUACUCGCAGGUCCAAUGGCAGAGGAGCGUCAGAUGGGUGGUAGACGGGAAUAUCUGGACAUCCUCUGGUAUCAGUUCUGGUAUUGACGCCAUGCUCGCCUUUAUUGGGGCGGUAUAUGGCAGGGAAUUUGCACUUACGGUAGCUAAGAGGAUGGAGUACCGUUGGGUGGAGGAUCCGGCGGAUGACCCAUUUGCGGCCCCAGAAUCGAGCUCCUGA